GUAGCACUGUCACGCAUAGGAGGCGCUUGUUUUCGUUAUCCGUCGGUAUCGUCCCAUCGACCUGUCAAUCUUCAUUCUCGAAGCCGCCUGAUUGGCCGAGAGUUCUGACGUAACGGCACUUGUAUACCUUUGGGUAUUUAAGUACCGACAAGAGGACAGUAAACCACUUCGUACAAGUGGAUCGAAUAAAGACUACAACCAGCAGCGAAGACAUCGUUGGAAGACCGACUUACCAGCAAAGAUGACCGACUUCGCCAAAAACUGCCUGGCCGUUCACAACGAACUGCGCGCCAAACAUGGCGCCUCUCCGCUGAAACUGAACGACAAACUGACGGCGCACGCUCAGAAGUGGGCGGACCACCUGGCCAGUACCGGGAGCUUCGAGCACAGCCAGGGGAGCGGGUACGGCGAGAACAUCGCCAUGCAGUGGAGCUCUGGAGGCGCCCAGCCCGUUCGUUCGUGCAGCAGUGGUACAGCGAGGUGGAGAAAUACGACUUCGGAGACAAGAGCGGCAACUACCAGCCCAGUGCAGGCCACUUCUCCCAGCUUGUGUGGAAGGGGAGUAAGGAGCUGGGAGUGGGUGUGGCUAAGGACGGGAAGGGGAUGUCAGUGGCGGUGUGCAACUACAACCCUGCCGGCAACAUGCAGGGCGACUUCGGCUCCAACGUGCAAGCCGAGAACUAGAGGAGACACCUCUAGAAUCUCCUAGCCUGGUAUCCAGCUGUAUUAUAGUUCUUGAGUCUCUUCUGUGGAGAAAACAGAGGGUUAGGAGCUGUAAAGCGGAUUGAUACCAGGCUAGGAAUCUCCGUUAACAACUGCAUUGCUGUCUCUCUAUCAGACUCCUUGGGAUGGCAUACAUAGCAAAUAGCCUCGAUAACAGCCUUCUACUAGUGUUUAACAUUGCCACUUCUCGUCCUUGUUUUUUCAACAAACUUAGCCUGGAUGCCAGAUUCAGGAUCUCAAAAAAGUACCUCUAUGGGCGUUAUAGAAUUCAACUGGGGGGGGGGAUGCUAGCCCUAGAGCAUAUGAGCUGGUCUGUGUAGUCCCUGGAAACAGUCUGACAUCCAGGCUUAACACCACAAUAUGUAUAGAUACGGUAGAAGCCAGUUAAUUACACAACGGAUGACAGCAAACUUCUGUUAAUUGCACGGAAUCCCAUAGUCCAACUGAGUA
Molecule: messenger RNA, 1173 nt
Organism: Branchiostoma floridae (Florida lancelet)
Lineage: Eukaryota; Metazoa; Chordata; Leptocardii; Amphioxiformes; Branchiostomatidae
Product: Golgi-associated plant pathogenesis-related protein 1-like
Cellular component (GO): extracellular region
Source: RefSeq, a predicted model, not a curated record